This is a messenger RNA of Sorghum bicolor (sorghum), 1828 nucleotides long. Its product is annotated as SUPPRESSOR OF GAMMA RESPONSE 1. Lineage: Eukaryota; Viridiplantae; Streptophyta; Magnoliopsida; Poales; Poaceae. Gene Ontology annotation, cellular component: nucleus. Gene Ontology annotation, biological process: regulation of DNA-templated transcription. Gene Ontology annotation, molecular function: DNA-binding transcription factor activity; transcription cis-regulatory region binding. The coding region runs from base 152 to 1516 and encodes 454 amino acids. The transcript has 6 exons. The record is from RefSeq and is a predicted model, not a curated record.
CGCGUUCAAAAAAAAAAAAAAAAACAAAGACACAAACCCCCCCACAUAUUCUCCCUGCUCCAGCCAGUUCUCACGCCGCCCCCGCCGCGCCGCCGCGUGCUCGCCGGAACCCUAGGAUCCUGCGACCGUGGCGGGAAGCGCUGCCGCGGCCAUGACAGGGACAACUUGGAUAAUUGACAGCCAAAGAUUUGCCACCAAAAUAAAAAAUGCUUCUGGGUCUUCAGAUCCCAGUAAACAGAAAUGGAUCAGCAACCCAAGUAAAGAGUGCCCAAAGUGCAGCCAUGUCAUUGAUAACAGUGAUGUUGUUCACCAUUGGCCUGGUUUGCCUAAAGGUGUAAAAUUUGAUCCGUCUGACCAGGAAUUAAUCUGGCACUUACUGGCAAAACAUGGAAAAUCUGAUAUAAAACCUCAUCCGUUCAUUGAUGAAUUUAUUCCAACGGUUGAGGAAGAUGAAGGCAUCUGCUACACUCAUCCGCAGAAACUGCCAGGUGUCAAGCAAAAUGGAAGUGUAUCACAUUUCUUCCACAGAACAUUUAAGGCCUACAACACUGGGACUAGGAAGCGUCGAAAGAUAAACACUGUUGAUGCUGAUGUCCGUUGGCACAAGACAGGCAAGACAAAGCCAGUAUUACUUGAUGGAAAACAGCUUGGCAGUAAGAAAAUAAUGGUGCUUUAUAUGAGCCCGGCAAAGGGUGGGAAGGCUGAGAAGACUAAUUGGGUGAUGCACCAGUACCACCUAGGCAUUGGAGAGGAUGAGAGAGAUGGUGAAUAUGUCGUCUCUAAAUUAUUUUUUCAGCAACAGUUUAAACCUGGGGACAAGAAUGCUCAAGAGCUAACCACAUCGGAUGAUCUGGAAUCAAUAGCUGCUGAAGCAGAUCUCACUGAUUUUACUACAUUGCCCGCUGACAAACAUGUUGGUACAAUCCAAGUUGUCCAUAAUUCUGAGCAUAAUCUUAACCAGGUAACCACAUCGGAUGAUCUGGAAUCAAUGGCUGCGGAAGCAGAUCUCCCUGAUUUUACUACAUUGCCCGCUGACAAACAUGUUGGUACAAUCCAAGAAGUCCAGAAUCCUGAGCAUAAUCUUUACCAGGUUAACAGAAACUGUGAAAUAAACAUUGAAGAGACUGUUGUCCUCCCACCCUCUGAAAAAACAGAGGAUGGAGAUAAUCCCCAAUCUCAAGAUCCGAAGUUGUGGGAAGGUGAUUCCCAGUUUGAACUGCUAGACUCUCAGCAGCUGGCGGAAGGACUCGCUCUCUGUGACGAGUUCCUCCUGAGUCAGUCUCAGACCUCCUGUGGCGGUGGAGAUGAACCUAGAGUGACAAAGCCUUGCCUAGCUGCUUAUGCCCACCUGUCAACAGAGGACUUCAAGAAGGAUUUAGAAGAGUGCCAGCGGUUGGAGCCCACAGAUAACACAAACCUUGAGCUUGACAGCACUAAUGAGUUUCGACUGAGCCAAAUUGAAUUUUCACAGGAUAGCUUUACAACAUGGGCAGUUGGCAAGAUGACUGACGACUGACGCUGCUCUGCUGCACUCCUGGCACCGCUUGGUACAUGAAGAAACAGCUGAUCUGUUUUUUGUGAGACCGCAGUGAAAUCUGCACCAACAGUGGUCUCCCUUUUGCAUUGAGUUGCUCUGGUGCACAUGAACUGCUUUAUAUGAAAUAUGAAAGGCCGAGGAAUCAUGCUGUACCACUGUGCAGUACUGUUCAGUGUGAGAUUGGCCUUUCUUGGUUGCAUCAGCUUGUACAUUUUGUAAUAAACACCUUUAUUUUAGUCGGCAGACCAAUUGCCUGUUUGGAAUGGGUAUUGCUCUACUAAUUUUAGGAUA